Messenger RNA from Gopherus flavomarginatus (Mexican gopher tortoise), 3752 nucleotides. Its product is annotated as troponin T, cardiac muscle-like. The record is from RefSeq and is a predicted model, not a curated record. Bases 2813 to 3346 code for a protein of 177 amino acids. The transcript has 2 exons. Lineage: Eukaryota; Metazoa; Chordata; Testudines; Testudinidae.
CUAAAUAAAUCUGUUAGCCUUUACGGUGCCACUGGACGCCUCAUUCUUUUUGUGGAUACAGACUAACACGGCUACCACUCUGAUACCUGAGCUGGAUUUGGAUCACUCAUGAAACGAGAAUAAUGACACACGCAUGUACAUGUGAUGUACACUGGCAUAAUAUGCCGUGUCUUUGUGCUGUGGAACAUCUGCGUACAAGAUCCAGCUGCUGCUUGCCUGUGACAGUAGUGGCUUGUACACUGUACCAGUGCUUUUCUGAUGGACUUGUCAGUUUCUAAAAGAAAGCCUGUUGUGACAUUCUGCCUGCAAAAAAAAAACAACCUUCCAAAAUUAUAUGGGUCGUGAUGUAUCUGCAGACAAACAGAAAUGAUAGCCCUCCCAGGUGCGAAUUAGUCAUUUCUAUGAAUGGAGUGUUAAGGAGGGGAAUUACUAAAAUCGACAUUCAAGGUCCCAGCCAUUCCUUUCAAUGCACAAUGUGUUUCCUUCCUGUGCUUUAUCUGCCUGCUUGCUUACAGGAAAAUUGCAUUCUCUAAUAAAUUCAGGGGUAUUCAUAGCUACAGAAAUGGUAAAUUCUCAAGAGGUAAUUCUUACACCAUUUAUUUUUAAAAAUGGUAAUAUAUUUUUGUUAUAUAUUUGGUAUCUGUCAGGUGUUACUGUAUGAGCCAUAUGCCAAACAUUUUAAAUAUACAGUUACAUGUCCUGUGUAUGGUUUUAGCUUUAGAAACUCCAGGCAUGAGACAGGUUACGAAUAAACACAUCUAUUAAGUAAAAGAUGAUUUGCAAGAGCUGUCUAAAAAGAAAGGAUGCUACUAAAUUAGGCUCCAGUUUUGUUAGAGGUUAUUUACACACAGGAGCCCGGGCGGGAACUCAGAGCAGCACCACUGAGAUAGUUUGAGUAUGGAAGUGAGUGAGGAUUUGGAAGUUAGAGGGCUGUGUUGGAGCAGGAGGAUUAUGAUGAGCAUGCUAGGUUUGCAUCCUGCUAACAGUAAAAACAGAAACCUCAGAGAACUAACUAUUCUAAAUGAAAGCAGUUUAUCAAUGAACAGGAAUAACUUGAAAAAGAACACUGGUUUUAUCUGCUAGUGUGGUGCUUGCUGUAAUAGCUUCCACAUUGAAGACAACGCUACUGCUUUAAUUCAUCAUAUGCCGCUGAGCUGUUGCCACUCACCUGGAGUGCACCACUCCCUCAUACCAUUGCUGGAGGGGGCAAAUUAUUGUUUCUUAGCCCUCAAAUUUAGGAGAGGAAACUUUUAAGCCGCUGCUGUCUGGUGACUGCACAGAGGCCUCUGCCUGGAGGAAGGAAAUGCCAAGCAUCAGGGAGGUCUGAAAUCAGUAGAGUGGAGGUCCAUUACAUAAACAGUGGGGGAAAUGGGGUUUGGAAAUGUUAGUGUGGCAGGGUCCCUAAAAUGAGAUGGGUGGUGGUGGAAGGGUACAUUUGGUUACAUCAGGUGGGUGGAGCGGUAUGCAGGGAAAUCAGUAGAAGAGAGAGAUUUUGGAGUACCGGGGACUCCUGAAAUGAGCAGGGAGGAUGGAAUAGGGAAGGGAGCAUCUAGGGUCAAGAAUCCAUAAGUGUCAACAUCUAGUGACAAAGAAAUAGAUUGUUAAUUUGCAUAGAGUUACACAAAUUUGCACAGAGUGACCUAGUGAUGCAAAAGACUCCUGUUUCUUCCAAAACCUCCAGUUAAUUAAUUGUGCCCUCCAGCCCCAUAUCAAUUAAUUUUGGAUUUUGUAGUAUCUUAACAUCAGUGUUCUGCCUCCCAGACACCAUCAAUUAAUCCUGGCCCUGUCAGUCCCACAUCACCCAGCACAUAUUUAUUAACAGAGAUUGUGGGGGUGAGUGAAAGCAGUUUCCUGGUACCAUUAGCUAAAAUCCAUGUGGUUUGGGAAGGUUUGGAAAGUGUUUUGACUGUACAGGUAAUAGAACACCUCCUAGUCGACCUGCUCCUUGGUAAUGAUUUUUUCCAUGUAGCUCAAGUUAAAGUAUUUGCCUGCAGCAGAGGAAGUUUUAUGCUGGGACCCCCGGAGGGAAAGGGUUAGGUCUCAGGAACUGCUGAGAAAAUGAGAGAGAGUCUUCUUGUCCAGCAGGGGGAAGCCUCAUGCUUCCAGGUGGGAGGGUAGUUGAGACCAACUCCUGCACUGCAGCUGGAGGCAACAUCUUCCAGUCCAAGGCCUGGUCUACACUACGUGUUUAAACCGAUUUUAGCAGCAUUAAACCGCACCCGUCCACACUACGAGGCCUUUUAUAUCGCUAUAAAGGGCUCUUUACAUCAGUUUCUGUACUCCUCCCUGAUGAGAGAAGUAGCGCUAAAAUCGGUAUUACCAUAUCGGAUUAGGGUUAGUGUGGCCACAAAUCGACGGUAUUAGCCUCCGGGCAGUAUCCCACAGUGCACCACUGACUGCUCUGGACAGCUAUCUGAACUCGAAUGCACUGGCCAGGUAUACAGGAAAAGCCCUGCGAACUUUUGAAUUUAAUUUCCUGUUUGGCCAGCGUGGAGCUCUGAUCAGCACAGGUGACCACACAGAGCUCAUCAGCACAAGUAGCAAUGCAGUCUCCUGAGAAUCGAAAGAGAGCUCCAGCAUGGACCGCACGGGAGAUACUGGAUCUGAUUGCUAUAUGGGGAGAGGAUUCAGUGCUAACAGAACUCCGUUCCAAAAGACAAAAUGAAAAAAUAUUUGAAAAAAUUUCCAAGGCUAUGAUGGAGAAAGGCCACACCAGGGACUCAGUGCAGUGCAGAGUGAAAGUUAAGGAGCUCAGACAAGGCUACCAGAAAACCAAAGCAGCAAACAGAAGCUCCGGGUCAGGGCUGAAAACAUGCCACUUCUACGCUGGGCUGCAUGCAAUUUUAGGGGGCUGCGCCACCACUACCCCCUAUCCCUGUCUGUGGAUUCCGAGGUGGGGGUUGUAAUCUCAAACAUGGCUGAAGAUUCUGUGGAGAGGGAAGAUGAGGAGGAGGAGGAGGAAGAGGAGGACGACCUUGCAGCGAGCACACAGCACUCCGUUAGCCCCAACAGCCAGGAGCUUUUUGUGACCCAGACGGAAUUACCCUCCCAAGCCACUAGCCCAGACAGUGAAGCCAUGGAAGCGACCUCUGCUGCACGUUUUUCAAGCCUCCCUACUCCAUCCCGAAGGCUAUCUCAGAUAAGGCGGAGGAAAAAGAAGACGCGAGACGAAAUGUUCUCGGAAAUCAUGGAAGUAACCCGCAAUGAAAGAGCUCAUCUGAAUCAGUGGAAGGACGUGGUAGCAAAGUACAGGAAAGAUGCCAGUGAACGUGAGGAUAGGAGGGACCAACGUGAGGAUAGGAGGGAUGAACGUGAGGAUAGGAGAGACUCUCAAGAUGAGAGGUAGCGACAGGAAGAUCAGAGGUGUAGGCAGGAAGAUCAGCGGUGGCAGGAUGCAAUGCUGGAGCUGCUGCAUGAUCAAACUGAUAUCCUCUGAUGUCUGGUGGAUCUUCAGGAAGAGCAGCGGGGUCACAGUGCCGCUGCAGCCCCUGUGUAACCACCCUCACCACUCACCAUGUUCCAUAUCUUCCUCACCCAGACGUGUAAGAACGCGUGGGGGAAGGCUUCGUGCACCUGCCCACUCCACCCCUGUGGACAGUCCAACCAAAAGGCUGUCAUUACAUUGAAAUGUGUUUAAUGGCCUUUUCCUUCCCUCCUAUCCUCCUACCAAUCCACACCCGGGAUACCUUGUCAGUUCUCUGCCUCUUUUUCUAAUUACUUUUUAAUAAUGAAUACAUGAUUUUUAAACGAUA